AUGAACCUCCAUAAUCUUUUAGUGUCAGUCGUAAUCAUGAUUACGAUUCCUAUAAAAGUGACCACAAAAAAUGAGAAACGAUUGUCAAAUUUAAAUUUCGCUGAGAGCUUGUAUGCCCAAUUAUCAGGAGCAUGCCGAGCGUUAAUGGAUCUUCAGCUGAGUUCAAUGAAUAGUCAAAAUGAAAUAUUGAAAACUAUGAAAAUAAUUUUCGUAACUAAAGCGGGCUCGCGAAUGUAUCCCAUCGACAAUGCCUUUCAGAAUCUCACUAGCCCUGAGUUAUUUGACAUAACAAAACAAACGAAAAUUAUUAUACAUGGCUAUAGAGAUACAUCGCAGUCAUCAGUAUCCACAGAUAUUGCAAAAGCCUAUAUAAAUAAGGAAAUGUUUAAUGUUCUCUUAGUAGAUGCUGAGGAAAUGAUGAAUCAAAGAUACACAUUAUCCGUACAUAAUGCGAGAUUAAUGGGCAAAAGAUUAGCAAAUUUACUAGCAAAUUUAGAAACUUUUGGAGCGAGCGCCGAAGAUUUUCAUCUCAUUGGUAUAAGUUUAGGAGCACACAUAGCUGGAUGGACUGGAAAGUACUUCCAUAAGUAUAAAUCGCAGUUGUUGGGGCGAAUAACAGGUUUAGAUCCAGCAGGACCUUGUUUUUCAUUUGCUUAUACAGACCAAAGAUUAGAUAAAUCAGACGCUAAGUAUGUGGACGUGUUACAUACAAAUAGAUUAGUCCAAGGGAUUAUUGAGCCUCUUGGCCAUGCGGAUUUUUACAUAAACGGCGGUGGACCACAACAACCAGGAUGUGUCAUGCCUUCGUGUAGUCAUCUUAGAGCAGCAGAAAUUUAUACCGAAAGCAUAAAUACUCCAAAGUUAUUCAUCGGUAUCCGUUGUCAGAGUUGGCAGAAUUUUAAAACAAAUACAUGCGAUAGUAAAGAUUUCGCGGUUCUGGGCUACGGUUCUUCAACCUCGACCCGGGGUCUUUAUUACCUGCGUACAUCGGCCGAUCCACCUUUUGGCCUUGGUAUGAAUGGAACCAAUCACCUACCUGAUACUAAAACUCAUAAUAAUUGGCUCAUGGAUUUAAAAUACACUUGA
This is a messenger RNA of Danaus chrysippus (African queen), 1086 nucleotides long. Lineage: Eukaryota; Metazoa; Arthropoda; Insecta; Lepidoptera; Nymphalidae. The record is from the annotation of a GenBank genome assembly.